GAGGAGAGAAUGGCGUGUGGCGUGUGCGCGUGCGUGAGCGCCUGGUACGCGGGACCAGACGCCUGUGGACUGAGGGCGCUUUGUAAUGGCUGUGUCUCCGUGCCGGGCUUUCGGCUUCGGUUACUUCUUUCGUUUCCUCUCACAGCCACUCGGGCUGCAGCAGAGAAACGGCCCCAGUGUGGGUAACAUUCUGAGUUUAGAGUGAAGCAUUCCACGCAAAGGGGCUGAAGACUAAAGAAGAUUAACCAAAUAGUUUUUGUAAUUUUGAAAACAUGAUCCACGGGUCGGUGACGUUCAGGGAUGUGGCCAUUGACUUCUGCCAGGAGGAGUGGGAGUGCCUGGACCCUGCUCAGAGGGUUUUGUACAGAGAUGUGAUGUUGGAAAACUACCGCAACCUCAUUGCAGCAGCAGGAAGUACCAUUUCUAAGCCGGAUGUGAUUGCCUUACUAGAGCAAGAGCAGGAGCCCUGGAUAGAUGUGAGGAAGCAGACAAGCAGGCGGGACCCAGAUUUGGAUUCAGAUUAUGGAGCUGAGAAAAUAUCUCCAGAAAAUUAUAUUUAUGAAAUAAAUUUACCCAAACAGGAUAUAAAGCAAAAAAGUAUUAUUCUUGGCCGUAAGUCUUCCAGUUUUAGAAGUGACUCAAAACACAAUUUUGACAGACUAAAUGGCUAUGAAGAAGGAUAUAUCAAUCAGAAGAUACUCAGUUAUGAGACAAAAAAGCCUAUUUAUACCAAGAAUACUCUUACUCACAGUACAGACAAACCAUACAAGUGUAAGAAAUGUGGGAAAUCCUUUAGUCAUCACUCAAAUCUUAUUCAACAUCAGAGUAUUCAUACUGGCGAGAAACCCUAUGAAUGUGAGGAAUGCAGGAAGGCCUUUAGACUUCGAAUACAACUUACUCAGCAUCAGAAAUUUCAUACUGGUGAGAAAUCGUUUGAAUGUAAGGAAUGUGGGAAGACCUUCAGAUGUGGCUCAAAUCUUGCUCAACAUCAGAAUAUUCAUGAUGGUAUGAAACUAUAUGAAUGUAAGAAAUGUGGGAAAGGCUUUAAUCAUAGUUCAAACCUCAGUCAGCAUCAGAAAACUCAUACUGGUGAGAAACCCUUUGUAUGUAAGGAAUGUGGAAAGGCAUUUAGAUUUCCUUACCGACUAGUUGAACAUCACAGAAGUCACACUGGUGAGAAACCCUUUGAAUGUAAGGAAUGUGGGAAGGCUUUUAGGCUUCACCUACAACUUUUUCGACACCAGAAAACUCAUACCGGUGAGAAAUCCUUUGUUUGUGAGGAAUGUGGGAAGGAAUUUAAAUAUCAUUACCUACUCAUUGAACAUCACAGAAUUCAUACUGGUGAAAAGCCCUAUAAAUGUAGGGAGUGCGGGAAAGGCUUUAAUCGUGGUUCAAACCUCAGUCAGCAUCAGAAAAUUCAUUCCAGUGAGAAGCCCUUUAUAUGUAAGGAGUGUGGGGAGGGCUUUAAAUAUCAUCACCAAUAUGUUGAACAUCACAGAGCUCAUACUGGUGAGAAGACUUAUAAAUGUGAGGAAUGUGGGAAGGUCUUUAUUCUUCUGACACAGCUUGUUCAACAUCAGAACAUUCAUACUGGUAAGAAGCCAUUUGAAUGUAAGGAAUGUGGGAAGACCUUCAGUUGUGGCUCAAAUCUUGCUCAACAUCAGAAUAUUCAUGCUGGUAUGAAACCAUAUGAGUGCAAGGAAUGUGGGAAAAGCUUUAAUCGUAGUUCAAACCUCAGUCAGCAUCAGAAGACUCAUACUGGUGAGAAACCCUUUGUAUGUAAGGAAUGUGGGAGAGCAUUUAGAUAUCAUUACCGUCUCAUUGAACAUCAUAGAAGUCAUACCGGUGAGAAACCUCUUGAAUGUAAGGAAUGUGGGAAGGCCUUUAGAGUUCACCUACAGCUUUCUCGGCAUCAGAAAACUCAUACUGGUGAGAAAUCCUUUGUAUGUAAGGAAUGUGGGAAGGAAUUUAAAUAUCAUUACCGACUCAUUGAACAUCACAGAAGUCACACUGGUGAGAAACCCUUUGUAUGUAAGGAAUGUGGGAAGGCUUUUAGACUUCACCUACAACUUUCUCGACAUCAGAAAACUCAUACUGAUGAGAAAUCCUUUGUUUGUGAGGAAUGUGGGAAGGCAUUUAGAUACCAUUACCGACUUACUGAACAUCACAGAAGUCACACUGGUGAGAAACCCUAUGAGUGUAAAGAAUGUGGGAAGACUUUUAGACUUCACCUACAACUUUCUCGACAUCAGAAGACACAUACUGGUGAGAAGUCCUUUGUAUGUAAGGAAUGUGGGAAGGCCUUUAGAUAUCAUCACCGACUUAUUGAACAUCACAGAAUUCAUACUGGUGAGAAACCCUAUAUAUGUAGGGAGUGUGGGAAAGGUUUUAAUCGUGCUUCAAACCUCAGUCAGCAUCAGAAAAUUCAUUCUGGUGAGAAGCCCUUUAUAUGUAAGGAAUGCGGGCAGGGCUUUAAAUAUCAUCACCAAUGUGUUGAACAUCACAGAAUUCAUACAGGUGAGAAACCCUAUGAAUGUAAGGAAUGUGGGAAGGCUUUUAGACUUCACUUACAACUUUCUCGACAUCGGAAAAUUCAUACUGGUCAGAAUCCCUUUGAGUAUAAGGAAUGCGAGACUCCUUCAGACAUCAGUACUAAUUUAUUGAACAUCAGAGAAUUUAUACUAGUAUGAAUCCCUAUUAAUGUGAAGGGAAAUAUUUUGACAGUAUUCAAAUCAUACUCAACAUCAGAAUAUCUAUGUUCGAAAGAAGCUCUUUGUAAGGCGUUUGAGAAGACUUUUAGUCUUUCCACAAAGACUAAAUUGUCAUAGUAACACCCAUACAGGUGAGAAACAAUGUGAAGGAUACGGGAAACCCUUUAAUUGUGUGUUAAACCCUGUUCAACAUCAAAGUGUUCAUGCUAAUGUGAAACCAUAGGAGUGGGAAUGUGGGAAAGGGUUUAAUUGUGGUUCAAACCUCAGCAUCAGAAAAUUGAUACUGGUGAAAAACUUUUUGUGAGAAAUGUGGGGAAGCUUUUCAGAGUCACUGAACAUCACAAUGCAUACUGAUGAGAAGCCCUGUAUAUAAGAGAUGUGAGAAAGCCUUUACACAAGUGUUUAUUGCCUAUCAGAAUCCUUACAGGUCUGGAAUCCUAUGAAUCAAGAAUGUGGGAAAGUCUUUAAAUGGUUUGCUUUAUUGACAUAAGAAAAUUCAUAACAUCAGUGUGUGGAGAAGCCUUUGUAUGAAAAAUUUCCUCAUCAGAGAAUUCAUAUUGACAAAGAAUUCUGUGUAUAAAAGACCAUGGGAAAAACUUUCAUCAUGGCUUGGGAUAUGCUCAGUAUCAGAGUAUUCAUAUGGGUGAGAAGCCCCUUUGGUAAAAGAACAACGAUAGAUACUUAAGAGAGUCCUUGAAUGUGAGGAAUAUAGCCAAUAUAGUCGUCCUGUUUAUAAUUUAUUCCCCAUGAAAUAAAUUGUAAUAGCUAUGGUAAUUCCAUAAUCUUAGGAAAACCUUCAAGUACUACUCAAUCCAGCAUACUCAAACUACAAAAAAAUUAUUGGAAGAAAUGUUUAAAAAGCUUUACCUAGGCACAUUAGCUUUUAUCAUUACCAUUCUAC
Molecule: messenger RNA, 3612 nt
Organism: Fukomys damarensis (Damara mole-rat)
Lineage: Eukaryota; Metazoa; Chordata; Mammalia; Rodentia; Bathyergidae
Product: zinc finger protein 780B
Exons: 5
Coding region: 273-2690 (805 amino acids)
Biological process (GO): negative regulation of transcription by RNA polymerase II
Molecular function (GO): DNA-binding transcription repressor activity, RNA polymerase II-specific
Source: RefSeq, a predicted model, not a curated record